Messenger RNA from Zonotrichia leucophrys gambelii, 2317 nucleotides. RefSeq names its product glycosyltransferase 8 domain containing 2 (gene GLT8D2). NCBI's taxonomy places the organism in Eukaryota, Metazoa, Chordata, Aves, Passeriformes, Passerellidae. The coding region runs from base 881 to 1933 and encodes 350 amino acids. The record is from RefSeq and is a predicted model, not a curated record. Gene Ontology annotation, molecular function: glycosyltransferase activity. Gene Ontology annotation, cellular component: Golgi apparatus. The transcript has 12 exons.
CAUUUAGAAAGUUCAUUCCUAGAAGAGAGGGACAGAAUUCAAAUAAAAGAAGUGCUGUAGAAAGAAAACUUCAAAAGCAUUCCAGAAGAGUUUAGGAGACAGGAUAUCACCAUGUGCUGAUUACCUUGAUCCAAGAGCCUUUUGAAUCUAAAUCAAACCUGUGGAUUAAAUGCUAAAAGAUUAGGAAAUGAGAUUAUUCAAGUCAAAAUGCAUGUUUAGAGUUGACUUUUGCAAGUUUCCCUUAGCUUUUAACUCUCAAGAACUCUGCCAACAGUUGGCUGUGGCUGUCCUGCGGUCACGGAGCUUUGGAAUGCCGGCUAGCAAGCUCCCUGUGACCAGAGGGACACACAAGAGAGGCUGCCCCUGACCUUCUACCAAGGCCUUUCAGGUGGCAGUGGGUGUAGCAGCGUGGGUGACACUGCAACAGGACACCACUAGGAUCCCAAGUACAGCGUCUGGACUCUGCCUUAUUCCUCAGCAGCAGAGAAAGGAAAGAAAACCAGCACAACUCCAAAGUAAACUUUGAAGAGUUUGAAAAAGGAAUCAAAUUAUAAAACUGUUACUUUGCCCUGUAAGGCCCUCGUGUGGGUGACUUCAAAGGAGGAUGGUGGUCGAGGACGCUUUGGCAAGAGUGCUUAUGGCUGUGGGCUAUCUAGGAUCCAAGUAAAUAACUCCACAGCGCUUCAGGAAAGAAGAGUCCCAAAUACUGGGCUGCUUUGAAGAGACAUGGCUGCUCUCAGGCCUGGACUAGAAGCACAGUUUUAGGGAAGGCUAUCUCCUUUUGUUCAGCAUCACAAAAUGUGCAUAAAUACAAGCCUACUACACCCACUGGAAGAAUACAGCUUUUACCAUAAAUCACAGUUCUCAUCUAACAGGACGCAUGGCUCUUUUAAAGAAAGUUAACCAGAUCUUAUUGUUACUUCUUGUCUUAACUGUGUGCACUAUUCUAUAUAGAAACGUUCACCAAGUGCCCUUGGCAUUAAGAAAUGAAACAGUGGAUUUGGAGAACCUUGAGGAAAUGGAGGAAGAAAUCCCAGUGGUAAUCUGUGCUGCUGCAGGCAGGAUGGGUGCGGCUGUAGCAGCAAUCAGCAGCAUCUACAGCAACACAGAGGCCAAUGUUUUAUUCUACAUCGUUGGGCUGAAGACAACCAUCCCACACAUUCGAAAAUGGAUUAAAAAUUCUAAACUGAAAGAAAUAAAAUUUAAGGUUGUGGAAUUCAAUCCUAUGGUACUAAAAGGAAAAAUCAGACAAGAUGCAUCACGUCCUGAGCUACUGCAACCUCUGAACUUUGUUCGAUUUUAUCUUCCUUUGCUUAUCCAGAAGCAUGAGAAAGUAAUAUAUUUGGAUGAUGAUGUCAUUGUUCAAGGUGACAUCCAGGAACUCUACAAUACUAAGUUAGCUCCUGGACAUGCAGCAGCUUUUUCAGAUGAUUGUGACCUGCCUUCUACACAUGAAAUCGUUAGAAGUGUAGGGAUGCAGAACACAUACAUGGGAUUCCUGGACUACAGAAAGCAAGCCAUUAGAGAUCUUGGCAUCAGCCCCAGCACCUGCACCUUUAAUCCUGGAGUAAUUGUUGGUAACAUGACUGAAUGGAAACAUCAGUGGAUCACACAGCAAUUGGAAAAGUGGAUGCGAAGAAAUGUAGAGGAAAACCUCUAUAGCAGUACCCUUGGGGGAGGUGUGGCAACCUCCCCAAUGCUGAUUGUAUUUCAUGGAAAAUAUUCCUCUAUUAAUCCUAUGUGGCACGUAAGGCAUCUUGGUUGGAGUCCUGAUGCCCGUUACUCAGAGCAAUUUCUUCAACAAGCUAAAUUACUUCACUGGAAUGGGAGAUACAAACCUUGGGACUACCCCAGUGUCCACACUGAUCUCUGGGAAAACUGGUUUAUUCCUGACCCCUCAGGGAAGUUCAAAUUAACUCGUCCUGACAGGUGAUACUGAAAUACUGCAUAACAUAGUGUAUAGGACGCAUUUAAUAGUUUGAGAUGCAACAUGUUGUAUGAUUUUACAAAACAAAGUAUUUGUUAAAAAUAUGAAAAACUGACCAUCAGUUUUGUGUGCUUAUGGCAGCUGAGGGAGGCUGAAGUGACCAAUACAUGGUUCAGAUUUUUCACGUAAGGUGAGGAAACAAAUGUAUUUGACAAUGAAGUAUUUUCAUUAAACACAGAGGUGAAAUUCAGUGUCAGAAAGAGUGCUUUAAUUUAAGGUCUUUCUAAGAUUCCAGUAUCUUCUAAGAGAAAAAAAAUCUACACAGGAGAUAGCUGCAGUGUUAUGUACAAGAAGUGUUUAGUUAUCUAGCCCACAUUAAACAGCCUGAAU